Aspergillus nidulans FGSC A4 is the source of this 1143-nucleotide messenger RNA. RefSeq names its product protein abnA. NCBI's taxonomy places the organism in Eukaryota, Fungi, Ascomycota, Eurotiomycetes, Eurotiales, Aspergillaceae. The record is from RefSeq and is a predicted model, not a curated record. The transcript has 7 exons. Gene Ontology annotation, cellular component: extracellular region. Gene Ontology annotation, molecular function: hydrolase activity, hydrolyzing O-glycosyl compounds; arabinan endo-1,5-alpha-L-arabinosidase activity. Bases 1 to 1143 code for a protein of 380 amino acids. Gene Ontology annotation, biological process: carbohydrate metabolic process; arabinan catabolic process; pectin catabolic process.
AUGUAUCUGCCCACUCUUGCAGCUUCGGCGUCUCUCCUCGUAGGCGUGGCGCAUGGCUAUGCGUCGCCCGGGGCGUGCUCGGGUGCGUGCAACAUUCACGACCCGGCUUUGAUCCGCCGUGAGUCUGAUGGCAAGUAUUUCCGCUUCUCAACCGGUAACAAGAUCUCUUAUGCGUCUGCUUCCUCCAUUGAGGGCCCAUGGACAGCGAUUGGGUCCGUCUUGCCGGGCGGUUCGUCGAUCGAUCUGGAUGGAAAUGACGAUCUCUGGGCUCCCGAUGUCCAGCUCGUCAAUGGCGUAUACUAUGUUCUCUAUUCAGUUUCGACCUUUGGGUCCCAGAAUUCCGCGAUUGGGCUCGCGACUUCUGACACGAUGGACCUCAACACCUGGACGGACCACGGCUCGACGGGCAUCCGGUCUGACUCCUCCAAGCCAUACAAUGCCAUUGAUGGCAACCUUUUCCAGGAUGAUAGCGGGACCUGGUACAUGAACUUUGGGUCGUUCUGGAAUGACAUCUACCAAGCACAGAUGAAAUCUCCUCCCACAGCCGUCGCAUCGUCCUCGUACCAGAUCGCAUACCAGCCGGCUGGCGAGCACGCGGUUGAGGGCGCGUACUUGUACAAGUACGGCAACUACUACUACCUCUUCUUCUCCGAGGGCAAAUGCUGCGGCUAUGACUCUUCUAGGCCGGCUACUGGGGAAGAAUACAAGAUCAAAGUGUGCCGUUCGACCACGGCCACUGGUAACUUUGUUGAUGCAAAUGGUGUUUCCUGCACUUCCGGCGGUGGAACAAUCGUCUUGGAAAGCCACGACAAUGUCUACGGACCUGGAGGACAGGGUGUCUUCACCGACCCGACGCUCGGCCCUGUGCUGUACUACCACUAUGUUGAUACCACUAUUGGCUACGCUGAUAGCCAGAAGCUCUUUGGAUGGAACGUUCUUGACUUCUCCAGCGGGUGGCCUGUUGUGUGUCCUAUGAUCCUGACUCAGCGUCCGCCAAGUAGACGAUCGUUCUCUAUCCCCUGGUUACAGCGCGGCCAGAAGAAAAGAGAAAAUAGGUUUGCUCGCUGCUCUGGCAGGGGCAACGGUGAUGUCACCGUUCUAAUGCUCUUUGCCCCGGCCACUCCGGCUUUAUUUGUUGACUAG